Molecule: messenger RNA, 3371 nt
Organism: Elgaria multicarinata webbii
Lineage: Eukaryota; Metazoa; Chordata; Lepidosauria; Squamata; Anguidae
Gene: PCDH8
Product: protocadherin 8
Exons: 3
Coding region: 1-3135 (1044 amino acids)
Biological process (GO): homophilic cell-cell adhesion
Cellular component (GO): plasma membrane
Molecular function (GO): calcium ion binding
Source: RefSeq, a predicted model, not a curated record
AUGAACGCUAACCAGAGCGGCCGCUCCCUGGGAAUACUUUGCCGCCCUGUGGUGUUUUUCUGCCUGGGGUGGCUGCUCUCCUCUGCCUUUGGCAAGACGAUCCGAUUCCACACGUACGAAGAAGACCCCCCCGGCACGGUGAUCGGCACUUUGGCCGACGAGCUGCCCCUGAAGGCGUCCGCGGACGGCGGGGAGAGAAGCUUCCGCCUGAUGCAGCAAUCGGGCAACAGCUCGCUGGUGCGGGUGCGCGAGCGGGACGGGCAGCUGAGCGUGGGCGCCGAGCGGCUGGACCGCGAGCAGCUGUGCGGCCCGUCGGAGGCGGCGUGCGUGCUGGCCUUCGACGUGGUGAGCCUGGGCGGCGCGCGGGCCCCGGCGCCGGCCUACCGGCUGCUGCACGUGGAGCUGGAGGUGCGCGACCUCAACGACCACGCGCCGCGCUUCCCGCAGCCGCUGCUGGCGCUGGAGGUGUCGGAGAGCGCGGCGCCGGGCACGCGGCUGCCGCUGCCGCCGGCGCGCGACCUGGACGCGGGCUCCAACGGCAUCCAGAGCUUCGCCGUGUCGCCCAACCGCCACUUCGGCCUGGAGGCGCAGAGCCGCGCCGACGGCCUCAAGUGCGCCGAGCUGGUGCUGCUGCGCGCGCUGGACCGCGAGGCGCAGGCCGCCUACCGCCUGGAGCUGGUGGCCACGGACGGCGGCAGCCCGGCGCGCGCGGGCACGGCCACGGUCAGCGUGCGCGUGCUGGACGCCAACGACAACGCGCCCGCCUUCCCGCGCGGCGCGCUGCUGACCGUGGAGCUGCCCGAGGACGCGCCGCCGGGCGCGCUGCUGGCCCAGCUGGACGCCGCCGACCCGGACGAGGGCGCCAACGGGCAGCUGCUCUACGCCUGGGGCAGCCAGGUGCCGGCCGAGGCGCGCCGCCUCUUCGGCCUCGACCCGCUCUCGGGCCGCCUCAGCCUGCAGGGCGCCGUCGACUACGAGCGCCAGCGCGCCUACGAGCUCGACGUGCAGGCCAGCGACCGCGGCGCCAGCCCGCUGGCGGCCAGCUGCAAGGUGGUGGUGCGCCUGCUCGACGUCAACGACAACGCGCCCGACGUGGCCGUCAGCGCCCUCCGCGGGGCAGAGGGGGACGCCGACGCCGAGGGGGACGCCGCCACCGUGGCCUACGUGAGCGAGGCGGCGCCCGCCGAGAGCCUGGUGGCGCUGGUCAGCGUCUCGGACAGCGACGCGGGCGCCAACGGCCAGGUGCGCUGCGCCCUGCUGGCCGCGCCCCACGCGCCCUUCGCCCUGCAGCGCGCCUACGACGCCAGCUACGUGGUGCUCACCACCGGCGCCCUGGACCGCGAGCGCGUGGCCGAGUACAACCUGACCCUGGUGGCCGAGGACCUGGGCUCGCCGCCCGCCAAGACCGUGCGCCGCCUCACCGUGCGCCUCAGCGACGAGAACGACAACGCGCCGCGCUUCGCCAAGGCCCGCUACGAGGUGGCCGUGCUGGAGAACAACCCGCCCGGCGCCUACCUGGCCACCGUCCAAGCCGCUGACCCAGACCUGGGCUCUAAUGGCAAGGUCACCUACCGCCUGCUGGAUAACGAUGUCAUGGGCGCCUCCAUCUCCACCUACGUCUCAGUGGAUCCAGCCACGGGGGCCAUCUACGCCCUACGCACUUUCAAUUAUGAGAUCCUCAAGCAGCUGGAGCUGGCCGUUCAAGCCACCGACGGCGGCUCCCCUCAGCUCUCCAGCUCAGCCCUGGUCAAGGUGCGGGUGGUAGAUCAGAAUGACAACGCACCUGUUAUUACCUACCCUGCCCUCACCAACAGCUCCCUUGAGAUCGGGGUGUCCAGCAAAGCUGCCCGGGACUCUCUCGUGGUGCACAUCAAAGCCAGAGACGCUGAUGAGGGAGUCAACUCUGAGCUGAGCUUUACCUUGCUUGAAGAUCCACAAAAGCAGCAAGAGCAACGGGCACUGGAUCUCUUUGCCGUCAACAAGAAAACAGGGGAAGUUGUGCUCACUGGGAGCUUCAGUGAAGAGCAGCUGGGCCAAGUGUAUCACCUGCUCCUCACCGUAGCAGACAACGGACGGCCACCCCUCUCCACCACAGCCACGAUCAGCUUCCAAGUGACCGAGUCGUUGCCCCCCUCCAGCAGCCAGGACUUGGUGGCUAAGUCCAACCCUUGGGAAGGGAAGGCAGUGCAGUGGGACAUCCCAUUGAUUGUCAUCAUCGUCCUGGCUGGGAGCUGCACUUUACUGCUGGUGGCCAUCAUCACCAUCGCCACCACGUGCAACAGGCGCAAGAAGGAGAAGAAGGGAGCCUUGGAGGAGCCGCUGGACACCUCUCACCUGGAGAAGGGGCUGCAGGAAGGCAGCGGUGGCAGCCUCGCCUCCUCCAGCCCCCGAGCCCCAAGCAAUGCCUUUGAAGUGCACUCCUUCCCCAGCAAAUCUUCCUUUGCCAGCCCUGAGCCCUCCCCAGCCAGUGAAGAUAUCCCCGUCUCUGAGGACAGCAGAGAGAGUGCCAGUCUCUAUGACAGUCAGAGCAGACUCCGAGGAGCAAACACAGAGUCUUAUGCCUCUACCCCUAGUUACAGCAAAGAACCGGUCCCACCUGUGGCCAUCUGGAAGGGCCACUCUUUCAACACCAUAUCAGGCAGAGAAGCAGAGAAGUUCAGUGGCAAAGACAGCGGCAAGGGUGACAGUGACUUUAAUGACAGCGAUUCCGACAUCAGCGGGGACGCUCUUAAGAAGGAUCUCAUCACUCACAUGCAGAAUGGGCUGUGGGCUUGCACCGCAGAAUGCAAGAUCCUGGGCCACUCGGAUCGAUGUUGGAGCCCCUCCUGCGGCCGAACUAAUCCUCACGCGUCCCCUCACCCAAAGACCCAGCUGUCCACUUUCUGCAAAAGCACCUCACUGCCCAGGGACUCCCUCCGCCGAGAUAACUAUUACCAGGCACAACUGCCAAAGACAGUGGGUCUACAGAGUGUCUAUGAGAAAGUCUUGCACAGGGAUUAUGACAGGACACUCACGUUGCUUUCCCCUCCUCAUCCGGGGAGGCUGCCAGACCUCCAAGAGAUCUCAGUACCCUUAUACCAAGCUCCUUCGACUCGUUAUCUAGGCCCUCCACCUGAGACCAGCCAGAAAAUGUGACUGUUUCUCAGUGCUUAACUUGAGCCAAGGCUCACGAGUGUCAGGCCGCAGGAGCCGUUUAAGAAGCUGGUGCCGCCGUGUCCCAGAACGCUAAUGUUCAAAAUGAUGCAUUGCGGGGGGUGAUUUCUCUCCCUAUAUUUGCAGUUUGGUGGAAACGGACAGUGACUCUGAGCAUGUGCAAAGUGUCUUUCUCACUAUUUUUUGGGCAUAGCCAGCCCCUACAAGCUUCCAAGUUU